CGGGAUAUUGGGUUUAAUGGAAUGAAAAUUCAAAAACGUGUUCCGUGUGAUUUCAAUGGGCUUGACCAAAUUAUUAACUUGGUUAAUAAAUGGAAGAAACUUUGUGCCACGCUUGACACCUAUCCCAAGACAAUUUUUAAGUAGUUAUCCCUGUAGAAGUAUAAGUACUACCAAAAUGUUUAAGUCAGCUGUUAUGAAUCUACGGGAAGCAAGCAAUGACCAAGUUCAAGAAUUUCUUAAUUCUUUCGACACUGUUCUUACGGACUGUGAUGGUGUAUUGUGGAUAGACAAUAAUGUCAUACCGGGUUCAGCUGAGACCAUGAAUUAUUUUCGUAAAUUAGGAAAGAAAAUUUUUUAUGUGACGAAUAAUUCUACAAAAAUUCGUAGAGAUUUUGCUCUAAAAGCACAACAACUGGGUUUUAUAGCAAGUGAGGAAGAAAUCCUUUCCACUGCUUAUUUGGUAGCACAUUACCUAAAAGGUAUUGGCUUUACCAAAAAGGUGUAUCUUCUUGGGUCCAAUGGCAUUGGAGAAGAACUUAAAGCUGUUGGUAUUAGGCAUAUUGGUGUUGGUCCAGAUCAUGUCCAACCAGAUUUCAAAAACAUGAAACCUUCAGAUUUAGAUCCUGAAGUUGGAGCUGUUGUUGUUGGAUUUGACGAGCAUGUCAGUUAUCCGAAGUUUAUGAAAGCAGCUUCCUACCUUGCUUCUGAAGAAUGCUUGUUUGUGGCAACAAAUACUGACGAGAGGUUCCCAAAAGCAGCAUCUAUUGUUGUACCCGGAACCGGUACCCUCGUGAGGGCUGUAGAAACAUGCUCAGAACGAAGGGCAUUAGUAGUUGGAAAACCCCAUGCAUAUGUGCGGAAGUUUCUUGAAUCUUGUGGACUGAGUCCAGAGAGGACAUUGAUGAUUGGAGACAGAUGCAAUACCGACAUAGAACUAGGUGUCCGAUGCGGUUUUCAAACACUCCUCGUGUUGUCUGGUGUAACAUCUGCUAAAGAUCUGGAGAAGAUACGCAGCGAGAAGAAACCGCCGUUGCCAGAUGUUGUUCUACCGAAACUUGGGGAUUUGCAGUCACUUGUAACGUCAUAGUAUAGUAGGGAACAUAAAUUCGACAAAACAAUAGCAUGUUAAUAGGUCAAUUGUAAAGCAAUUAAAGUUAGAUUUAGUAGUAAAGAUGCAAGGAACUGCUUAUAAAAAUAUUUAUACUAUUUAACCAAAUCAAAUGUUGUAAGCAUUUGAAACAUAAUAUUGCUAAAUGCUUGUAAGAGUAAUACAUGAAACAUAUCGUUGAUUUAAUUUGAUAGUGGCACAGGUCUUAUAAUAUUAUAUAAAUAGUUUGUGGAGUUUCUCAGAAAAUGGAUCAUGUCCUUUUACUGUAAAUUAUAAGGCCCGUAAAAAAUAUUUACUAGUCACCAGAUUUAUUAUAAACUUAUUGUGUUUGUUAUAAUAUUUUUAGAUGGUAUUCGUUGGGUAGAUAUAUUAUGAUAGCAGAACGGGAAAUUAGUUUAGUUAGUGAUCGGAUAACCAGUAAAAUUCACUUUUUUUUCCUUCCUAAGACCAUCAGCUUGGUCUAGAGAGACCAUGUCAGCGUCGCCGGGCUAGUAGGUGAGCUCACGGGGCUCA
This is a messenger RNA of Bombyx mandarina (wild silkworm), 1621 nucleotides long. RefSeq names its product phosphoglycolate phosphatase. The record is from RefSeq and is a predicted model, not a curated record. Lineage: Eukaryota; Metazoa; Arthropoda; Insecta; Lepidoptera; Bombycidae. Gene Ontology annotation, cellular component: cytoplasm. Gene Ontology annotation, molecular function: phosphatase activity.